Molecule: messenger RNA, 5787 nt
Organism: Dalotia coriaria
Lineage: Eukaryota; Metazoa; Arthropoda; Insecta; Coleoptera; Staphylinidae
Exons: 8
Coding region: 1372-4728 (1118 amino acids)
Cellular component (GO): extracellular matrix
Source: RefSeq, a predicted model, not a curated record
UCUAAUUAACUAAUGAAAAUUUUCAACAAUAUCUACCUAAAUUCAUAUCAUUUCUGCAUUACUCUUACUCGCAUACAAUGACCAAUACGUUUCUGAAAAUUGCCGAGGUUCUUGACAUACUGCCAUGUGAAUUUUACAACAAGUACAGAAAAUGGCACAUUCUACAUACAACAUUUACGAUUGUUUCAAGUCUAUACGUCUUAAUAUACGUAUUGUAUACAACAUAUUUGGUUAUGAAUGUAUAUCAAAAUCUAAUUUUACUAUUCAACACGUCUGCGACUGUGUUAAUAAUAAUUGUUGCAUUCAACACCCUGCUGCAAAACUUGUGGCUAAAAUCUAAGAAACUGCAGGAUAUGCGGAAGCAUUUUAAAGAAUUUGAUGCAUUACUGCCAGUGCAUUGUCGACAAUAUGUGAAGAAAUACACAACAUUGCAAGCAAUAUUAUUUUAUGGAUCAUAUAUGUGCAGUUCAGUUGCAUUACACUGGAUUCUGGGUAGAUUACCUACUGUAACAAGUAUUAUAGAAGACAUUAUGUUCAUGUAUUUUGCAUGUAUGAUGUCGACAAUAUGGAGCUUUCUUGAAACAGUAAGAAAUCAAACAAAGAAUCGGAACUACUUUAUUAAAUCUAUUUUCAACAAUAUUUAUGCAGUUAAAGUUAAAACAAUACAAAAUAUAAAUUUUGGUCAAAACAUAGAAACGUGUACUAAAAUGAUAUUGUUAAAUUCUAAAGUUACAUAUUCCAUUAAUGAAAUAUUUGGUUUCAACAUUUUCGUAUUAACUAUCAACUCACUGCUACAAUUGUUGCUCAUUUUAAAGCUAUACAUACAAGUUUUUAAAUAUCUUUAUUUGAUUGCUCUUUUCCAUUGUCUUUACAUGCUGUGUCAAGUUAUAUAUAUAAUCAAAUUAUCUCAAGAAAUAGCGAAUGAAAACAAAAAUACAACGCAAUUGGCUUACGAAGUAAUGCCCAACAUGUCAAACGAGGUAGAAAUAUCUCAGUGGCACGACUUUAUAAAACAAACAGAAAUUCUACGUCCAGUUUUAACAGCAGAUGGAUAUUUCAAUCUGGAUUAUGAUCUUUUGUUUAAAAUGCUACAGUUGCUCAUAACUUAUGUUGUAGUAUUGAUUCAAAUGAAAUAAUUCUGUUUAAAAUUUGUUUAUUUCUGCUGAUUACAAACAUUUCCAAAUCUAGCACACUGUCUUUGCGUUGAAGCAGUAAAUAUUUCAAUGCUAUGCAAAUUAUAAAUUCACCACAUAAAUUGCUGACAUGCGCCUAAUAUUAUUUCUUACAAUCUAAACAAAUUUCGUCGCGUGUGUUGGCAUUUGAUGGCAUCGUCGUUCAAAUCAUUAUUAACACUCCCUAAAUGCGUUAAUUAUGCAUCUAAAACUGUGCAUAUUCCUCCUCGUCGCAUAUUCGCCGAUGCUGAUCUCAUCAGAGGAGAGCCAAUUUUCAAUUAACAACAACAAAGCCAUCCAAUACGUCAAUGAGAAGUUUAUCAGUUUUUCCGUGGACCCAGCCGUGUUCUUCUCCCGCCUGCCACACAGGGAUAUCCUCUUCAAAUUAAUUACGCAUCUGUCGCCGGCAUAUCUGCGCGUGGCCGGCUCGUCCACGCAGUUUUUGGAGUUCAGCGCCGACGAGCGCAAAGCGACGAAGAUAAUUAGCGAUGACUCUACCACGCUCACGUUCAGCCCGGCGAUGUGGUGGUCGCUGAAUGAGUGGAUGCAGAAAACUAAUUUCACGCCGAUUUUCGGCAUCAACGAUGACGCGUACAGCUCCGGCGAAAAAUGGGACCCGAAGCGGGUUUUACCACUUUUGGACAUGACUGCCAGGAUGAACAUUAAUUGUUGGUGGCAGAUAGGAUUUGAUUGUAGUCAAAAGGGAUUUGAGAGAUACAAAGAGGAUUUAAAGACUUUCCGAAAGAUUUUAGAUGCUUUCCCAGCGAAAAAGGAUAAGUGGCAGAUAGUUGGAAGCGAUUUGAGUAAGUGCACUCCAUCGGAUCACCCGGAGAUUCUCCGGAUGUACUUGGCCGACUUGGACGACGCCGAUACCAUCGUCUGGGAAGAAGAUGAAAGUAUUAUAUCCAACUUUCUGAGCGGAGGAGUUAUGGAAACCAUGUUAGGUUUUCAUCAGGCUACUGUCCCAAUAUGUUUGUCCACUUCUAAAAGUCAACAUCCCAUUGGGUUCGAAGAUGGCAUCAACUGGGCUGUAGAAAUUGGUGAAGCUGCCCGAAAAGGUUUUUCUGUUAUUUUCCGAGAACCACGCCUGCAGGAGUAUUAUUCAGCUACACCAGCUUACUGGGUGACAGUUCUUCACAAAUCCUUAAUGGGUCGUAAUGUUUUGGAUGUUAAAUCAACAUCGCUGACUCAAUCCACCGCUAGGAUCUACGCACAUUGUGCUAGAGAUCAAAACAGUUUCUCUGUUCGUGGUGCACUUACCAUUAUGAUAGUUAACAAUGGAACUGAAGCUCACAAAGCUGCUUUUCGCAUUCCAACGCAACUUAAAAGCGUCGAAGUGAGGUCCUAUACACUAACAUCAUCAGAAAAUACCACGGACACUUACUUAAACAACGAAAAACUUUCCUUGGAUAACUUCAAACUGCUUCCGAAACUGCGACGCGCAAAGGUUUUGACUCAUUUGAUACUCACCGCACCCGCCAAGUCGAUUUCGUUCUUCGUGCUUCCUGGCGCAAAAAUUCCAAUUUGCAUCGACAACGAAGACGACACCGCCAUGAUCCUAGAGGAAAUUGAUCGUAUCCAAGCAGUAGAUUUUACCGACAGCGGAAAAUCCGCCGAAGGAUUGCUAAGCAGAUUGAAUGCGCCGCGCGUUUCCGUUUCGCUCGCUGACUUACAUCGCAAGCUGCAGGAAGAGUUUAAGACCGACGCGUCAUUGGUUCCGAAAUUAAAACUCAAAUCACACUUACCCACAGAAGACUGGAAGCAGUUGUCGGGGAAAAUCGCCCAGAAGAUAGAACCAAAUAGUAUAACACCAAUGCCAGGAAUGCAUGGAAUUAAACAUUUUAACUUCUUGCUAGAUAAAACUAAAUCUGAUGUAAAACCUGUGAAAAAUCUCGAUUUCAAAAACUUGCUUAAAAAAGACAACGAAAGAAAGGAUGAUAUUCUCGGGAGUGCUUUAAAACCAAACUCGGAAUUGAAAACACAUUCGAAACCGACUGAUUUAGAUCUAAACUUGAACAGUGCAGAAGUUUUCAAGAUUCUAGGCGAUAGAGCUAAAGCCAAACUAGAGAAAAAAAUGGGUUUCACUGAGUUUGAGUUUGAUUUAGAUGGUAUGCUGGAAAAGGCGUUAAAAGGCAAGUUUAGGCGUGAUAUCAACAUGCGAUUAUUAGACGAAAAAGUGCACGACCAAGAACUGAAAGAACAUAAAUCGUUAUUGCCGUCAUUAAUAAAGAAAAAGAAGAAACCAGAUACUGCCGCAGAAUCUACAGAAAUUGAAGGACUUCCAGAUAUGACCAAAAUUAUACCUGGAUUUGAGAAACCCAAAGCAAAAUCAUCAUCCAUUUCCGAAACAUCAAUUUUUGGCAAUAAAGCAUUACCAAAACUGGAUUUGUUUGGUGGUAUGGAAAAACUGGACUUGCAGUCAUUGCUAUCGUUGUUGGGAAGUAAAGCAACAACAGAACAAUCCACAACUUCUACAAAUAAAGAACGCAAAACUGAAUUUAUAAAGAAACCGGAUCUUUAUGAUAAACAUGAUUUUGAACGGCAGUUUCAUGUACUAGAAGAUGAUUUGAACGGUGGGUCAUUUUUUGACCAUUUCGGAGAUUCUAUUAGUGUACAUCCCAAAAAAUCAGAAGAGAAUAAGAAGCUAAGAUCCGGUUGGGAUUUCGAUGACACAGAGUUUGUUAUUCAUGAUUUUUCUACGGAACAAUCCCUCAAUAUCUUCAGACGUCCGAGGGAAACCAAAGAUCAAAUAGAUGAAACCCCACACCAACCUAAUAAGAUUAUAAAAGAAUACCAACCAAAGAUGACUUUGGACGACUGGCGCCCGGAAGAUAUGCUGAAAUUACCACAGUUGCACUCUACAUACCAGGUCGACGAACACGACAAUCAGAUCUCAUUCAAGGACAUCCCACGAAGUCGCUCCUCGUUUGGUUUAGAAAACGCCGAGCGAAUCAAUAUCCGUAAAGCGCGUCGCGUUGCCGGCGAGAUCGACUCCGUCGAGAACGCCAUCGACGGCUUCUUCAACACCAUCGAAACGGAUACGAAAUUCAUCAAACCACUACUUGAUAAGGAAGGCGAGUACACGAUCGUUUUGCCAACGCGCGAGAAACUAUCACUCAUGCAUGAGGCGAACGGCGACACUGAGCUCGUGCUGCAUCGUGACGCAGCGCGAAUGAGUGUACAGACGGAACAACUCGAAAACAAAGAUAAUCAGGUCGAUGAUAGCACGUGCCCGGCAACCGAUCUCUACCCAGAGGAGACACUAAAGAAUGCGUUCGAGCAUGCCAAGCAUGACGCUUCCACUAACGAUGGCAAUAGCAAGAUUACCCCCAAGAAGACAGAUGAUGUGCAAGACGUUGGCGAGAAACGCGUGAAUCGCAGCGAGUACGUGCAGAAGAUCCCUCUCAAGUCCAAGAAAUCGAAGCAGGAGCAAGAGCAGGAAACAAGUGAUUAUAAGUACAAUUUGGGCUUCGUGACAAAGAUAGUGAAUAGUUUCAGUACAUUCAUGAAAAAACUCCACAAGAAAAUGGACUCCAUCUUCAGCGCUGUGGAAUAAUCACGUCCGGUUUAUACAAUUGAAUCUUUUUCUAUGUUUAGAUAUAUUAUUUUUACGACGUUUUAUUUGCACGGUCGAUAUUAUGCUAUAUUCAGGAGAAUAAAUAUGUGACAAUCCACUUAGCCUCUAAGACGCACAACAAAUACCAAUAAAAAUGGCAUAAAGCGGGUUUCACUUAGCGCGGUUCUUCAUUGUUACGUGCGAUGCAUUACGAUCCGUAACCCUAAUGCUCUGAUUUAUUGUCGAUAAAACGGUGACCAGCGCGCGGCUUAGCGAAGGAUUAAUGGAGGCGAGAGACGAGGAUCUUUUGUAUUGGAGAUUAACCAUCGAAAACCCUCGCACUAUUAGGCUCCAAAACAACGCUUGCAUAAAUUCAGAUAAACCUGAUUGGAAAACAAACGCAGGACCACAAUAAAUUAUUAUAUAAUCAACAAGAAAUAAAUUACACGCAUUUUUGAAACUGUAAUCUUCUUUAUUAUCUCUCAUGUUUCCGCAUUGUGUCAUAAUAUCAUUUAGCGUUGUCUUAGGUGUCACACAACUAACAACAAGUUUUAUUCGCUAAAUAAACGCUAGCAAAUAUCGUGGUACAUGUUUGUGUUCUGUAUCAACUAUUACCAUCCUCGUAAUUAUUAUUCUGUGUUAUUUUCAUAUGUCAUUUACCAGUAUCCUUCAUUUUUUGGUUUGGUUUGCUUUUGUUCGGUAUCAUAUUCAUCAUCAUCAUGUUUGUCAUUUAGCUUAUACUUAUUUAUUAUAUAACAACGUGAACAGCCGUAACUAUAACUAGAGGUACUCUGGCAAACUACAACAUGUUUGUCUCACUGCGUCAAUGAAACAAGUUUUUUUCUUUUUUUGUCAUCAUUUUCAUUUACUGGUAAUAAUAAGUGUAUAAAUACAAAAGGCUGCCUACAUUCGGUCGUCCUUCGCCUCUCUAACAUUUUUACAAAAAUUUCAUUUCAUUUGCUGCUUGUUUCCAGAUAGUUUUGAGUGAGUGUUUAGUACAAAUACAUAUUUAUUUAGUUAUUUCACUUGGUAGAUUUUGUGUUGCUAUUGAGAGCCAUA